GCCCCUCCCCAACUUUCUGCACACCGAACAAAUCCCGCCCAUCCUACACUUCCGCUCGAACGCGCAUCGAAUAAAACACAUCCGUUCUUCCCCAUCUGCGCCAGGCCCCGCGCAUUAUGCCGCGCCCGAAGCGGACCAGAGUCGCGUCCACAGCGGCACGCGUCAUGAAGCCGACUAAGGCCGCACAACCUUCUGCUGCCCAGCAACAACCGGAAUCGCGCAAGUCUGCAGCGCCAAAGCCAGUGGAGGUCGCUAGUGAGGAUAGUGACGGCCUUGUCAUAAAAGCGACGCGUGCGCGGGGGCGUGCACCACGAGUGGAGUUGCAAGAAGAGGUGGAACUCACAAUGACCGGCGCAAUCCCUGUCGCUAGCGAAACGGAAAUCUCCAGCAAGAAUCAUACACCUGUAUCACAAGCAAGAAGAACUAGAAAGUCUAUGGGCAGCGCGCAAGGAUCUUCGAGCAAAAGAUCGCUGAAGGAGACUGUACCUGCACAGUCGUGGUCGGCGCAGAAAGAUACAAGUCAUGUGGCGACUGGAGAGGGCGAUAGCAGUGGAUUUGGCGACCACCUGCUGUCUUUCACGUCUUUGGGCUCUGAUUCACCCGCCCACGGAACUCGACCACCAUCCGCUAUCAAAGUGGGCGCUACGCCUGCGCACGAGCGAUCAAUUCUAGCUUUGACGAACUUCAAGCGAAGGCCCAGACAGCCUAGUCUGUUGCGCAUGGUUAAUCAGACGAUCGAUGUGGAAGACAAUAACAGUGACCAUAGCAAUAUGGACUUGUACGAAUUAGAUGACUUCCAUCCAAACGCCGAAUCUACACCGCUCCCUAAAACGCAGAAUGCUGCAGGAAAAGAAGGUGCCACUGACAGCGGGGUGAAUCUUUCCAGUUCCAGUUCGCGCGGAACUAAGCGCAAACUGUCUCCCGUUGUCCAGGUACCACGGUCUUCACCGCCUUACGAUCCUCCCUCUGGCCCGGACAUUGAGUCGCGGUCACCCUCACCAAGUCUACCGGAUGUUGUACGGAGUACUGAGGAAGAAGAUGAUCAGAACGAAGGGGAUGGACGUGCGGACGACCAAGUCUUCAGCGAAACUAUGGCACCACCAAUGUCAAGCAGCGACUACAAUAUCGAGGACGUAGAGGACCCACAGGACGCGCCAAUGGCCCCAAAGCGGACAAGACGGAAGGCAGCACUAGCGCAAAAAGAUGUCGAAGAGUCAGAAGGUGAGGAUACGGAUCGCCCAAGGCCGUCGAAAGGAAGGAAAAAACCGGAUCGCGAGAAAGGCAUAUCCACCGCAAAACUUCAAGCUAUGCUCCCGAAGCGCCGGACGAGGGCCACUCGCGAUGACUCCGAGUCCGAGAGCCCAAUCGCUUCAGAUGAAGAUGAGCUUUCCAUGCCAUUACACCGCCAUGCACGGCUGGCUAAGAAAAUUGCGGCUCCAAAAGCGCCCAAGAAGUCGACUCGCGGUACAAAGAAGACUGCUGCGACAACACGCAGAGCUCCCAAAGGCUCUAGAACCUAUGGUCGACGCAUAUCGUCUGACAAAGAGAAUGAAGGCAGAGCUGAGGCAGACGAAGACGACGACGAGUCCGGAGGAGACACGGCUCGAGAGACGAACGAGAAGCCCUCAUCGCACCUGGAAGCGAUGGCGAAGAAGUUUGCCGAUAUCGACGAUUUUGAUUUGGACUUCGAAAGCGUCAGCUAUGUGCAAACCAGUUCAAGUCCCUGGCGGUAGCAUGGGUCUGCUUGUUUGCUUUUGCAUCAUGAGGCUGCUCUGUUCGCGUUUGUUGUUAUGGUGCUUUCCUGACGGUUGAUGAAUGACUUUACAAUGGUCGGUCUCGCAAGAGAUGGUGCUGCCACCGGAUGGUCGCUAUACUUGUUGGUUUCGAAUGAUGAGCUUGAACGCUUUCGAGCAUUAGAACUUGAACCUGGAACACUUAUGAGUGCGUGACGACCGUUGCUGUAAUAGAACAAAGUGGCCAUGUGUAUGGGUAACUCUGCGACAAGGACUGUUGUUCGACGGCCGGUGGUGGAGCCAGUGUGAUAACCGCGAGCAUGCUCUUAUCUGUACAUUCUUAAGAAAUCUCAAACACAAAAUGGACGGAAGAUGUGCUCGGGCAGCAAAACAAGGCCACCUGGCCAUGAUGAGACUCCCAUCAUAUACAAAAUGCAACUU
Molecule: messenger RNA, 2174 nt
Organism: Paraphaeosphaeria sporulosa
Lineage: Eukaryota; Fungi; Ascomycota; Dothideomycetes; Pleosporales; Didymosphaeriaceae
Exons: 2
Coding region: 117-1733 (538 amino acids)
Source: RefSeq, a predicted model, not a curated record